GAAUUGUCUCCAAAAGUUCCCAACUUCCUCAAUACUACACACAAACAACAACUGCACAUUAGAAAAGUUGUUUUUAUCUAUCUUUGAGUUUCAGUUGAAGCAUUCAAUACAAAAUCCUUUCAAGAACUUUGUUGUUUACUUUUUGAUCCAUCUCAGCUUAAAACCCGACGUUGGAAAAUCCUUCACAUCAGUCACCUCACUCCUCAUACAUUCUGACUCGAACUUCAAGACUCAUGUUUAUUUAACUACGCCAAAUCAAUAAGUCGCAUCAAUUUCACCAAUCGAAAACGCUGCCGAGAUGUGUGUAGAUACACUCAUCACCUAUACUGCUUGCAAUUGCAAAAUCAUGAUCAAGACUAUUUGUUUUGAUCAUAUCCAACACACUCUUAAGCAAAACGAUAGAAUUCCAUGUCCUAAGAAAGUUCAUGGUGUCUAUGCAAUGAGAACAAGCCCCAGCCAAUGCUUCCUCAAAUCGGGUUGCAAACUCGAGGACGGCCGUAUUUUUCGACACGGAUCACAUCGCACUCGUAACUAUUACGAAUUUGAACGCGAUCCCAAUGAUCCUAAGAAACGUUGGGAACGUUGGGAACGUAAAAAUCGUGACAAGCCUCGUCAGAGAGCUGAUAGUAUGGAGGCGAAUAUCAGUGCUGGCGAAGAUAGUCAUAAGGAGAGAGGAUCUCAGAUCAGAGAGUGGCAGGAGGAGACUAAGAAUAAGAGACAGCCCAGAGUAAAGGUUGAGGAUAAGUUGCCUAAGAAGGAACAGCCGGCUCCUGGCCGAAAGACAGUCAACAAUGUUCUUUAUGACAUGUUCGAUCCUCGCAGCGACGACGAAAUAUCUGAUGAUGAUGAUUGGAAGCCGAAGCCCAAGGCUGAGAUCGACCCUGCUGAUACAGUCCCAUGGUCCUCCAGCAAUGCCCGUUCUUUUUCUGAACCUACAGUUGCAAGUGGCACCAACACCGACGAAAAUGCAAGUACCUCGCAACAGUCCCGCGACGACGGAGGUUCGUUCAAUGACCACAGCGUCAAUGCUCUCAAAGGCGCCGAGAAUGAUCGUCCCACUACGCCCCACUCACGAUUUAACUUCAACCCACCAUUUGCCGGCACCCACACCAAAUACAUGACGGACAAAUCCCACUCCAACUACGGACCCAGCUCUACACGAACCAACACCGCCAUGGAUCUCGGCUCUCCCAAACACAAAGCCACAAUCGCAGCACAAAGCCAACCACUGAGACCUAAUCUCUACCGUCCCCGCUAUCCUUCCAUGCCCGUCGAUGCCAAUUCCAGUUUCUGGGCUGGCCAUCUCAAUGAAACGAGCACGAGUCGUCCACCACCAUAUUUUCCAAGUCCUUCGACUCUCGCACCAUACAAUGCUGCAGCUGACGGGUUCUAUCACGAAUCAUCUGGCUUCGCGGGAGUUGGUGACGGCAGCGCUGCGGACGGAAAUAUGGGAAAUGAUUUCGCGCAUGGAGAGACUCGGGGUGUGUAUGGUAAUUAUACAGAUGGGGAGAGUCAAGGGAGAGAGAACAAAAAGGCUCGAGUUGGGAGAAAUAGUACUGGAAAGGGUCGUUUCGAUGAUCAUUUAUUGGAUUCUACCGAAAAUAAUAGGGGUGGUGGAAUGUCGAGAGACGAGAGCGAGAAAAAAGUGGUCGAUAGUAUAAAUGUUGCUGGUGAUGAUGUUGAGAUGAGUGAGUGAGUUGGCGGUCUAUUCCCGAGGUGAUUUAUUCCGUUUUAUCUUCCGAGGGAAUGGCAUUACGAGGUCAUCAUGCAGUCUUCAUUCGACUCUUCGACUCUCCGAGUUCCAAGUACCGAAAUUGAUGAACACACCGAUCGAUGCCUUGCUACAAAAACUUCCCUAUCAUCAGAACCGAGGAAGCAAGGGAAGGAAUACAUCAUAAGAUGAACGCGAAAGAUCUCGAUACUAAUUAACGCUACCACUAUUACUGUUCAUCGCACUAGGUCUAUUUUCACCAGCAAACUGUGCUGAUUAGCAACGAUACGAUAUGGUAUGAUAUGGAUUGAUACAAAUAGCCACAGGGAUAGCACAUAAUUCUCCAACCGAGUUAGAACA
Messenger RNA from Botrytis cinerea B05.10, 2071 nucleotides. RefSeq lists its product as hypothetical. The transcript has 4 exons. The record is from RefSeq and is a predicted model, not a curated record. Bases 299 to 1696 code for a protein of 465 amino acids. NCBI's taxonomy places the organism in Eukaryota, Fungi, Ascomycota, Leotiomycetes, Helotiales, Sclerotiniaceae.